Molecule: messenger RNA, 2685 nt
Organism: Punica granatum (pomegranate)
Lineage: Eukaryota; Viridiplantae; Streptophyta; Magnoliopsida; Myrtales; Lythraceae
Source: RefSeq, a predicted model, not a curated record
AUGUAUCAACUGAAAAGGGUACUUCACUUAUUCAUACUCAAAUUAAACUUGUUUCUUUGCCUGUGUUCCAGCUGGGCAUCGGGGACGACGGUGUCGUACGAUAAGAAUGCAUUGAUCAUUGAUGGCCAGCGUCGCAUUAUUAACUCUGGUUCGAUCCAUUAUCCCCGCAGCUUACCCGAGAUGUGGCCCGACUUAAUCAAAAAGGCCAAGGAUGGAGGCCUCGACGCCGUUGAGAGCUACGUCUUCUGGGAUGUCCAUGAGCCUCGAAAGGGCCAGUAUGAUUUCACGGGAAGAGCAAACAUCAUUAAAUUCUUCAAGUUAGUCCAGCAGGCUGGGCUUUAUGGCAUUCUACGUAUCGGUCCCUACGUUAGUGCUGAAUGGAAUUACGGAGGUUUUCCUAUGUGGCUACACAACGUUCCAGGAAUCCAACUGAGGACAAAUAAUGAAGUUUACAAGAAAGAAAUGCAAACAUUUACCACCAAGAUCGUCAACAUGUUCAAAGAAGCAAAGCUCUUUGCACCACAAGGAGGACCAAUAAUACUCACACAGAUUGAGAACGGGUACGGGAACAUAAUGGACCAGUACGGGGCAAUGGGGAAAGAGUACAUCCAAUGGUGUGCUGAGUUCGCAGAAUCGCUCAAGGUCGGCGUCCCCUGGAUCAUGUGCCAACAGCACGACGCUCCAAAGAAUAUGAUUGAUACGUGCAAUGGCUAUUACUGCGACACAUUCAACCCAAGCGAUCCCAAUGCUCCCAAAAUGUUCACGGAAAAUUUUGUUGGUGGGCCUACGAAAUGGGGUGAUAGGGUGCCACACAGGCCAGCAGAAGAUGUGGCGUUUGCAGUUGCCAGUUUCUUCCAAGCCGGUGGGGUAUUGCAAAAUUAUUACAUGUAUCAUGGAGGCACGAACUUUGGACGUACGUCAGGAGGGCCCUAUAUCACAACAUCUUAUGACUACGAUGCCCCCAUCAAUGAAUACGGAAUGGUAAAUCAGCCAAAGUGGGGUCACCUGAGGAACUUACAUGCGGCCCUCAAGCGUGGGGAGAACCUCCUAACGAGUGGCAAUUCCACAAACAAGCAACUAGACAAUGGAGUUACCUUGACAACAUAUACCAACAGCUCAGGCGGCAGGUUCUGUUUCUUGAGCAACCCAAGUACUAAUGCAACUGCUAACGUCGACCUGCAGCAGGAUGGCAAGUACAACUUGCCUCCUUGGUCUGUUAGCAUCCUCAUAGGUUGUAACCUGGAGAUCUACAAUACUGCACGGGUGAAUGCUCAAACUUCAAUAACAGGUUACAAUCCCACCUCGAUUAACAACGCGUCCUCAGUGCUUUCGUGGUCAUGGACCCCGGAGCCCAAGACGGCCCAAAGGGGAAAGGCCUUUGAGUUUAAUGCGCCGAAGCUCCUGGACCAGAAGGAGGCUGCCGUCGAUGCCAGUGACUACUUGUGGUACUCGACAAGUGUGGACAUAAAGGACGCGUCGUGGACCAAUUUGACUCUUCAUGUGAAUACUAGUGGCGACGUCCUCCAUGGGUAUGUCAAUGGCCAACCCCUCGGAUUUCAAUGGGGAAACUCAGGCGGAGGCUUUGUCUUUGAGCGUCCUGUUAGCUUGAAACUGGGGAAGAACACGAUCUAUCUGCUCAGCGUCACUGUUGGAUUCCCCAAUUAUGGGGCGUUUUUCGAACUUACUCCCGUGGGUUUAGCAGGAGGACCAGUUCAGCUCGUCAAUGGCAAUGCAACAAUCGAUUUGUCGUCAAACUCAUGGUCAUAUAAGGUCGCGUUGAACGGGGAGCUGGCACAACUGUACAGUCCCAACACAUCUUCCAAGGUGGUCUGGCAGACAAAUGAAGUCCCCAUCUUGAGCCCACUGACCUGGUAUAAGGCCCGUUUCCAAGCUCCAGCGGGAACCGACCCGGUGGUAUUGGACUUGCAAGGCAUGAAAAAAGGUCAAGCAUGGGUGAACGGCAUCAGCAUCGGGCGAUACUGGAUGAGCGUCGAGGCCAAAGCCGACGGUUGCAGCGAAAAUUGCAACUACCGGGGCAAUUACUCACCUGAAAAGUGCUUGACGAACUGCGGCGAACCUACGCAGAGCUGGUACCACGUCCCAAGAUCGCUCAUUAAAAAAGGGGUGAACACGCUUGUCUUGUUCGAGGAAUUCGGGGGAGAUCCCACGAAGGUGAAUUUCGAGACCGUCGUGGUGACAUCUGCGUGCGCCAAAGUUCCACAAGGGGGCACUCUGGAACUGUCGUGCUUGUCUGGGCACACCAUGUCGGAGAUAAGGUUUGCAAGCUAUGGAAAUCCUCAGGGAAGUUGCAGGAAUUUCAGCAGCCGCACUUGCGAGUCUGCUACUAGCAAGUCCGUCGUUCAAGAGGCAUGUCUCGGGAAGCAAUGGUGCUCUGUUCCAGUAUCAGAUGCAAAUCUUGGUUCAAGCGGUUGCACGUUCACUGUGCCUUGGUUAGCCGUAGAAGCUGUUUGCCAGUAGCCAACUAGCUAGGACAAUAGUUUCAGGCAUUUUUUCCAACCCGUUAGACCCUAUCGGUUUUAUAUCCUCGACUGUUGGCUAGAUGGGGCAUCCACAGUGUCCGCCAUGUGCUACUUUGAAUUUUUUUUUUUAUAUGUUUUUGGAUGGGUACCGCCUUAAAAUUGGACAAAGAAAAUAAGUACAAUGAAGCGAUAUAUUUACGUUCUU